Messenger RNA from Vitrella brassicaformis, 880 nucleotides. The record is from the annotation of a GenBank genome assembly. Lineage: Eukaryota; Vitrellaceae.
CUUCCCUGCAACGUUCACCACCACCACUCCACCAACUGAGCCCUGUGUGUCACGCAGAUUCGAAGAUGCGAAGCAGAGACCUUCCCCUCGUGCCCGCUUUACUAAUUGCCUCAUUUCAUCUGUCCGUAUGUGCCGCGUCCCUCUCUUUCCACUGCACCAAGCACCACGAGGAAGUGCGGCUGUCCAACGACUGCCUCACCGCCUCCCUGCUCAGCAAUGGCACUGGAGGCGUCGUCAUCUCCUCCUCUCCCGUCCCCCUCAGCCCCCAUGUCGGCCUCUACUUUCAGCUCACUGUGGAUGAGGUCGGCGACCACCUCGGCAGCGGCCUCGCCAUCGGCCUGACCACCACCGACCCCGCCACUCUCUCGUCUGUGCCGCACUUCGCCAUCGACGUGGCUGACAGCUGGUUCGCGGGCUACACGGGCACGGCGCGGCUUGACAGCACCUGGGACGACUCAUUUAAGUUCUACAGCAACCGUCUGGAGGCGGGCGACACGGUGGCCCUGCUGUUGUCGGUGCAGCGGUACUUCAUGGUCUUCCACAACGGGCGGCUGAAAGACUGGCGGUUUGUGCGCAACGUGGUGCGGACGCUCGAGCUGCCCAUGUUCGCACUGGUGGACGUACGGGGCGACACGCGAGUGGUCACCCUGGCCAGGGACGCACACCCCCCAGACGAGGUCAUCAGGGCUGCCAGGAAAGUCGCCAGGGAACAUGACGAGCUCUGAUUGGGUUCCGUGGACGGACGGGGAGGCUGUUUCUGGGUUGUCGGAGCGUAUUUGUUGUUGGCUGUUUGUCGAUGGGAAGGUGGGUGUCAUUUUAGCUCUAGUAAGACGUCGAGACAACUAGGAUAAGAUGGAUGAAUGAAGGCACGCGUGAGGGA